AUACGGCCCCCAUACUCAAUAGCAGAGAGAAAUCUUAACCGGAGUCAGCCAUUCUAUAGUCUUUAGGCUUACGGGUCGGAUCCGGAUGUCGUGCUCUCGACGCCGCGUUUCUGAACUUUGUUAAUAAACAAUUGAGAAAUAUGGUACCUCUCGGCCCAUCGCCGGGACACCAAACGUCCGUCAAUAAUUCUUCCAGCGCGGCUGCCAGCGGGACGAAAAACGCGAUAUUGAAGUCCAACUAUACGCUAAAGUAUACCUUGGCAGGUCACACUAAGGCAGUAUCGUCCGUUAAGUUCAGUCCCAAUGGAGAGUGGCUGGCCAGUUCGGCUGCUGAUAAGCUCAUCAAAAUUUGGGGCGCUUACGACGGAAAGUUUGAGAAGACCAUAGCUGGCCACAAGCUCGGUAUUUCUGAUGUAGCGUGGUCUAGUGAUAGUAGAUUGCUGGUAUCAGCUUCUGACGAUAAGACCUUGAAAAUAUGGGAAUUGAGUUCCGGUAAAUGUUUAAAAACGUUGAAGGGUCACAGUAAUUACGUUUUCUGUUGUAACUUCAACCCACAAUCCAACCUCAUAGUUUCUGGUUCUUUCGACGAAAGUGUGCGGAUUUGGGAUGUAAGGAGCGGGAAAUGUCUUAAAACCUUGCCGGCACAUUCAGAUCCUGUGAGCGCGGUACACUUCAAUAGGGAUGGUUCUUUAAUCGUUUCGAGUAGUUAUGACGGAUUAUGUCGAAUUUGGGAUACUGCGUCAGGUCAGUGUCUGAAAACCUUGAUAGAUGACGACAAUCCUCCAGUAUCGUUUGUCAAAUUUUCGCCGAACGGUAAAUACAUUCUGGCAGCAACGCUGGACAACACAUUGAAACUGUGGGAUUACAGUAAAGGGAAAUGUCUGAAAACGUACAGCGGCCACAAAAACGAGAAAUAUUGCAUCUUCGCGAACUUCUCUGUAACAGGUGGAAAAUGGAUUGUAUCCGGUUCUGAAGAUCACAUGGUGUACAUUUGGAAUCUGCAGACGAAAGAAAUAGUACAAAAGCUACAGGGGCAUACAGAUGUGGUACUUUGCACAACGUGUCAUCCAACGGACAACAUUAUAGCUUCGGCCGCCCUCGAGAAUGACAAAACUAUCAAACUAUGGAAAAGCGAUACAUAAGGAUACACAAUAAGCAAUAUACAUUUUGUAAAUUCAUUGCUGUUACUAUUUGCUGUACAAAUCUCUGUGUUUUUAUGUUAAAGAAAGAACGAUUACAUUGUAAAGCAUAGAUCAUAGACAUUAGAUAAAGUAAAAUGCUAUUUUA
Temnothorax curvispinosus is the source of this 1287-nucleotide messenger RNA. RefSeq names its product protein will die slowly (gene wds). NCBI's taxonomy places the organism in Eukaryota, Metazoa, Arthropoda, Insecta, Hymenoptera, Formicidae. The record is from RefSeq and is a predicted model, not a curated record. The coding region runs from base 141 to 1142 and encodes 333 amino acids. Gene Ontology annotation, molecular function: protein binding. The transcript is spliced from 8 exons.